CCAAAGAGAACUGGGCUCAUUACGGGUGGAAACUCAAUUAGAACAGGGUUGGUGACGAUCCGGUCCGGUCCAAAAAUGAGUUUACCAAAUGUGGAAAAAAGAUACGACCCCAGAGACACCACGCUGAAAUUUGUCAACAGGCCUGAUGAUCUGGACCCACUGCCUCCAGAGGAAGGGGACGAGAAUAUGCGCGCGGAGAUGUCCUGCGGUCACGCGGUCACCCCGGAGUCUCUCACUGGGUGGUGUCGCAGCCUGCUGGAUCAGGGCCAGUACAAGUUCAAAUGUCCCGCUUUAACGGAGGGAACUCUGGUGAAGUGUGAUGCUGUCUGGUCUUACACAGAGGUGCGGCGCCUGGCGGUGCUGACAGCUGAAGAGAUGCAGCACUUUGAGGAGACCAUCGCUCGUAUGGCCGCCACUGAGUUCUGUGACUUCAAAGCUUGUCCUGGUUGUAAGACCUACAUUGAGAGGGAGGACCUGACAAAUCUCUGUGUGCAGUGCACAGUGUGCACAUCUGACAAUGAUGAGGAGUUCCUGUUCUGCUGGCAGUGUUUUAAGCCAUGGAAAGGGAGGGCUCCCCGCUCUGAUUGUUGUGACAAUGAGGGCUGCAUCAACCAAGAUGUAGAGCUGCUCAGGACCUGCAAAACCACCAUCCUCUCUCAAGUGGAGGGGGUGGGGCCUUGCCCCUCCAUUCGGGCCUGUCCCACCUGUGGUCAGAAAACGGAGCACGACACGACUGGCUGCAAGAACGUCAUCUGUACUCGCUGCCAGGUGGAGUUCUGCUUCGUGUGUCUGAAAAAGACUGCCGAUUGUCUGAAGACGAGCUCUUACUUCAUCCCGUGCAGUGAAGGCAUCGCCCCCCGACAAACAUCCAUCCCUGUGUGGCACAGAGGCUGAACACACCUGAGAUUUAAAAAAUUCUGCCAAUACAUAAACAUUUAUUUGAAUACAUUUUCUUGGCGAGCUUGUUAUUAUAACCACAAAAAGUUAAUAAAUUGUGGCAAUUUUGGGA
This is a messenger RNA of Oryzias latipes (Japanese medaka), 1009 nucleotides long. RefSeq names its product E3 ubiquitin-protein ligase RNF19B-like. Lineage: Eukaryota; Metazoa; Chordata; Actinopteri; Beloniformes; Adrianichthyidae. The record is from RefSeq and is a predicted model, not a curated record.